Messenger RNA from Ixodes scapularis (black-legged tick), 1172 nucleotides. RefSeq names its product macro domain-containing protein CT2219. Lineage: Eukaryota; Metazoa; Arthropoda; Arachnida; Ixodida; Ixodidae. Gene Ontology annotation, cellular component: nucleoplasm. The coding region runs from base 149 to 1063 and encodes 304 amino acids. Gene Ontology annotation, molecular function: ADP-ribosylglutamate-[protein] hydrolase activity. The transcript has 8 exons. Gene Ontology annotation, biological process: peptidyl-glutamate ADP-deribosylation; DNA damage response; purine nucleoside metabolic process. The record is from RefSeq and is a predicted model, not a curated record.
GGUUGCCGCCAUCGCCAUUGCGCUCUUCUACCGGUCAGUUACAAUUUCGGUAGCUGUCGUUCCGGUUACGCUCGCGCAUGAUUGCAAACAUUUCAAGUGUCGUUAGCCACAGAACCAAAACGUAAAUUCUCUUCAAAAAAACGUCGUCAUGAUAAUCCGUGGCAGCGCUCUGUGGCGUCGUGUUUGGCUGCUAAAGUUCGGGGCCUCGGCCGCAGCCGUCGCCCCGCACCAAAGUUGGCGACGAAUGUUUAUGCUCGAGAGGCGGGUGACAAAAUCUCUUCCGCUCAGUUUCGUCAAUUUCUCGGUUCGUAGGUCCUUCGUGAUGAAGCGCGUCAUGGAGGCAGUGACGGUGCACCCGCUUCAGACGGAUCCACACGUUGCUGCCGAGAGAGACAAGUACCUGUCCAUGCCCCUGGCUGACAAGCGGUCACUCUACAAGUGCGGCCAGAAGUUCAUUCCCAUCGAAGAUGUGGACGACUGGCCGACCUAUGCUGCUGCCAAGAACAUAACAGGAGCUGGUUCUGGGAAGUUGAGCAAGCGGCCAGACCUGAACAACAAGGUCUCCAUCUUCGUGGGCGACAUCACGGCUCUCGAGAUCGAUGCCAUUGUCAACGCUGCCAACAACAGGCUCCUGGGCGGAGGAGGCGUUGACGGCGCCAUCCACAGCGCAGCGGGCCCGAAGCUGAAGGAGGAGUGUGCCACGUUAAACGGCUGCCCGACCGGAGAGGCCAAGAUCACGGGGGGCUACAAGCUGCCCGCAAAAUACGUUAUCCAUACCGUGGGUCCAGUCGGAGAGAAUGAGGCCAAGCUACACGGCUGCUAUGUGACCAGUCUGGAAACUGCCAAGGCUCACAAGAUCAGGACCCUGGCAUUUCCGUGCAUUUCGACAGGAAUUUACGGUUAUCCCAACGAGAAGGCGGCUCACGUGGCUCUGUCUGCCGCCAGGGAAUGGUUGGACUCCGAAGAAAAUGCGUUAAAGGUGGACCGAAUCAUCUUCUGUUUGUUUCUGCCCAUCGACGUGAGGCUAUAUGAAAAGCUGCUUCCCGAGUAUUUUCCUUUGUAAAUGUUUGACUUGCAAACGUUUUGUCAUUAGUUUGGACUACCUUUUGUGUUCGUUUUUCUCGCUUGCUGCGUGUUUCAACUCACAAUAAAAGUUUUUCAAUGAGAAUAUA